Molecule: messenger RNA, 1121 nt
Organism: Oxyura jamaicensis (ruddy duck)
Lineage: Eukaryota; Metazoa; Chordata; Aves; Anseriformes; Anatidae
Gene: TMT1A
Product: methyltransferase like 7A
Exons: 2
Coding region: 231-971 (246 amino acids)
Molecular function (GO): S-adenosylmethionine-dependent methyltransferase activity
Source: RefSeq, a predicted model, not a curated record
GGACACUACCGUAGCUGUUUGGUAUGCAGUCUUGUUUUUCUCUUCCCUGCCUGUGAGCAGACUUUAAAAACAGCUUUAAAAACAAGUCUAGCAGGUCAAUCCAAAGAGCUGAAUACGCUUCAGGAGGAACGCAGCAAGUACAUGAACACAGCUCUGUCCGAGUUUCAAGGGCUCUAGCACACGGAAGAACUAGCUUUGCUCCGUACGGAUCCUCUGCCCUCACGACAGCAAUGACAGAAGCCAGCAUCCUCUUCUUCCGCGCCUGCCUUGCGCUGCUUGCCAUGCCCAUCUACCUACUAUCAUUCCUGGGCAUAUGGGAGCCCUUUUGUAAGAAGAUAUUUUUUCCUUACUUCUUAGAGAAGCUCACUGUAAUUCACAACAGGAAAACAAAGAAGCAGAAGCAGGAGCUAUUUCGAAAUCUCCCCGACUUUGCCAGCCCCUCGGGAGAGCUGAAGCUGCUGGAGAUUGGAACUGGCUGUGGCGCUAACUUCCAGUUCUACCCACCAGGCUGCAAAGUCACAUGCACCGACAUAAACCCCAACUUCCAGCAAGGCCUUUCGAGAAGCAUGAGCCAGAACCAGCACAUCCACUACGAGCGCUUCCUCAUAGCAGCUGGAGAAGACCUGCAUCAGGUGCCCAGUGGUUCCGUGGAUGCCGUCGUCUGCACCUUAGUCCUCUGCUCAGUGCAGAGCGUGAGCAGCACCUUGAAGGAAGUAAUGCGAGUGCUCAGACCCGGAGGCGUUUUCUAUUUCUUAGAGCACGUGGCCGAUGAUCGUUCCAGCUGGAGGUAUUUUUGGCAGCAAGUCUGCUAUCCAACUUGGAAACUCGUGUUUGCUGGCUGCUGCCUAACGAGAGAGAUAUGGAAGAAUCUCGAACAGGCCAACUUCUCAGAACUGAAAUUACAACACAUCAGUGUACCGCUGCCCGGGACGCCUAUUAAGCCUCACAUCAUCGGAUAUGCUGUGAAGUAACACAGAUCCCACUGUAAAGCUUCUUCCCCUGGCCCCACAGAAACGCCUCAGCGUAAUCAAAGCGUACAAAACAGCAUAUGCUAAUCCUGACAUAUGAAUGUAGGUAACGUGGCUAAGGACUUUAAUUAAAUUUCUGAUUUAGACAUCAAA